Molecule: messenger RNA, 3182 nt
Organism: Rhopilema esculentum
Lineage: Eukaryota; Metazoa; Cnidaria; Scyphozoa; Rhizostomeae; Rhizostomatidae
Source: RefSeq, a predicted model, not a curated record
CAAUCAAAGAAAGCUGAAGUAAUGAACCAAUUUUAGAACCAUUCAAAUUAGUUGAUGAUUCACCAUUCAUUCAUGUUUGCAAACCAAUCUGUUUUUGCUUAUGGAGACACAAAAGUGACGUCAUUCAACUAUAAUUUCACCGUUUUAUACGUUAGAAGUUUUCAUCGAUUUUAUACGGCAGGGUAUCUGUUUUUAAUUCAAUUUUUUACUUUCAGUGUGCAAAACAUCCUGUUCAUGUUUCAGGUUUAGGAAGACACAUGUAGAAUAGGAUUAAUCCUGUAAAGAAAAUGUGAAUUAGCAGGUGAAAAUGGAUUGUGAUAGAAAAUGUUCAUGAAAUAUUAAUUUGAUAUAAACAUCUUCGGGUGACGCAAAGACGAUGUCAAUCGCCAUUUAGAUAGCGGGUGUGUAGGAAUGGUGAGCCAAGUCAGGAAGCAAAACAAGAAGAGCAUGUUUUCGAAUAGAAGAACAAUUUAGAUUCUUUGCCGAAGUCACAACUGCGACAGAAACGUAGCAGAUGAGUCAUUCAGGAAACUGAUUUCCUGGCUAAUGAAGAUCCGUGAAAAUCUGUCGAAGAGAUCAAAUUUUCAUUGUCUUUAGAUGCUGAGUGGCAAUCUAAAUAGCAGGAAAUAAAGGACUAAACGACGUUUUAAACGCGUAGACAGGAUUGGCCAGAAGUGCGAUUAGCAGCAAGAGGAGAUGUAAAGCUCUCUUUAAGAGAAAGUAAUACAUUGGUUCGUCAGGGGGAGAAACUAAAAAUUGCAAAAAUGGAAAAGUUGUAUAAAAAGAACGUCUGUUUUGUGCUGCUUUUAGCUCAACUGAUAGUCAAGAAGGCGCUUGCACAAAAUGUAUCUGCCUUAAACAAUGCUACAUUAAUUAAUACUACAAUUGAACAUCUUGCAGUUUCACCAUCUACCUUUACAGUAAGUUCGAUUUUAUAUGAACCUACGAUUGAUGGGAGUGCAAGCAGUCAUAGUCAGAUGUUUGGGUUGUCCACCCAUGCAGUAGUGCUAUCCAACCGUUCUUCAUCAGUUCUGAUGAGUACCAGCGGAACAUUCACUGCAAACAUUGUUACAACCCCUUCUCAAAACAUUUAUUUGAAAACAGAUGGUUCACUUCAGGGAAACACGGUUUCCUUCCUUCAGACAAGCAGCUUGCACCUUAUACACCAAGAAGCCCAGUCAACCAUAAGUUCAAAAAAUGUCUCUGCUGAAUCAAGCACAGUUGGGCCACAGGCUGCUAGUUCAAAGCAAGAUACCUUGAGUAAAAUUGCGUUGACUACACAUGAAGUACAUUUACAAACAUUUGCAACUUCAACAGUUGCCUUUUCCUCCGUCAAUACGGAGACAUUACAAACAUUGAAUGCUACCCCACAACCAAGUACAAGUAACUUUAUUUUUACUGCUUCCACUGUGACACUUCAGUCAACACAUUUAGCAAAGCAGAGGUCGCUAUCAAGUAUGGCUAUGUCAGGAAAAAUCAGUUCAAGCUUUAUACAUGAAAGUACAUGGACACUACCCAAAGCAUUGACAUCAAGAAUCAGGGCAACAAUAUCUACCUCUAUGCAAGCUUCGUCAUCUGUAACAGCACCUGUAACAACAUCGAGUCCAUUCAACCGCGAUCAAUUUUUAAUCUUUCACUUAACCAGCCUGCUAGCAAACAGGACAUUCGAUGUGGCUUUGAUGAAUCAUACAACGGAGAAAUUCACCAAUUUGUCAUACUUUGUUCGCAAUGAGUUACGCAGGAUAUUGAAUGCAUCUGAGAAUGUUGCUGUGCCGAACUUUUCAAAUAACAGCAAUAUUGUGCAGCUUGAAGUAGAGAUCUUCUUUAGAAACACAGUAAACGUUAAUGCUUCGAGCUUGACGAAUGUAUUGUCCAAGAGCGCCGCCUUCGUUAGAUCUUCAGUGAAAGAGCUUUGUUCUAAUAUAAGCUGCAGCAGACAAGGUGAAUGUCACGAAGGAUUGGCUGACGUCACAUGCUCUUGCAGCCUUGGGUUCACUGGGCACCGCUGCCUGAGAAGUUAUCCUGUUGAUGGCAAUUACACUUAUUGGUCAAACUAUGGUAGCUGCUCCAAGUCUUGUGGAGGUGGGGUCCAACAACGGACAAGAACGUGCACAAACCCUUCUCCAAUGCAUGGAGGGAGGAACUGUUCAAUCGUUGGAGCCAGAACUCAAACAAGACAUUGCAAUGAAAAAAGCUGUGAUGAAGUUGAGUGGGUGAUCUGGAUCAUAGUUGGUGCUGCUGGAUUCAUUUUGGUGUUGGUAUUCAUACUGGCUUGCUGCUUUAGAUGCAAAAAGAAGUAUUAUUACCAAGACUAUGGAUUGACCAAGGACGGAAGAAGUUACAAUUUGACAAAGGCGGCCUAUGUAAACCAGGCAUACAAAGAAAACCUUGCAGAUUAUCAAAGCAACGAGAACACUGUACCCCUUGAGGUAAUAAAAGAGGAUCCGUUUAAAAAUGGUUACACUAAUCCAAAGUUUGCCACUGAAGAGGGAGCUCAAAACCCUUCGCAGACCAUAUACGAACAAGAGCUAAAGACAUUUCUAAGCAAUACUCACAAUGUCAGAGCAAAGGUGCCGGAAGAUUCAGGAGAGUACCUUGAGCCUGAACGUAGCUUUAAACCAGCAACGAAGAAGCAAGGCCAGGAGGGAAAACAUAAUACGCAUGUUGUAUAUGAAAAUACUCCAGAACGGCUUCUCUAAUUCAUCGUGAAUGGUGUUUUAUCAAAAACUGGUUACUUUCUAUGACAGUGUAAAUCAUUUGAUUGCAAUACAUGUUGCUAUCUUUGAAGGAAAAUUGGUUCCAUUCUUGGGGACACUUGUGCAUCAGCUCUCUCUCUCCACUGUGCCUUGGCAAUUUUUGUAUCAAUUCUCAAAAUGUUAGUGCUACUUGCAGAUUUCAUUUCAUCUGCAAGUCCAUUCCACAGCCUAGGUCUUAAAUUUUUCAAGCACUGGUUUAGCAAAUUAUCAUAUUAUUUUAUCUGAGGAAAUUCUCGGGUAAAGCUGUUUUAGAAAAUAAUUUCAUUUGAAGAGUAAGUUGAGGAUUUCGAUUCUCUAAUAUUGUGUAGAUUUUUUUGCAUUAAGUGCACUAAGCCAUUGCUAGCACACAGUUGAUAAUCUUUGUUUUUCGUUUCAUCUUGUUUUUUAUAAAUUUUCGAUCAUUGAAUGAUUGAGUUUCAAGUCAAA